Messenger RNA from Metarhizium robertsii ARSEF 23, 360 nucleotides. RefSeq lists its product as uncharacterized. The record is from RefSeq and is a predicted model, not a curated record. NCBI's taxonomy places the organism in Eukaryota, Fungi, Ascomycota, Sordariomycetes, Hypocreales, Clavicipitaceae. The transcript has a single exon. Bases 1 to 360 code for a protein of 119 amino acids.
AUGACGCAGAUUAAAACUUGGGGUAUGACAGGGGAUGCGGACACAUUUCGGCAGGGGGCAGCUGCGUUUCGGAACGGAAGAGACUGGGCCAAGCGCGAACGAGACAAGGCAAUCAAAGAGGCGAAUGACAGGGUAGCUCAUGACCCAGUUUCUAUAACCUCGGGCGAUGCCUUAGGUUCGAGUUUCGGAAGUGAUGUAUCCGCCUGCGACACAAUUGUCACCAGUCAAGAAACGAUUUUGAACCCUCCUCCCCAUGGUCUACCAAUCUAUGAGUCUGAAACGUCUGCCGACGAACUGUCUCUAGAUCAUCCGCCCCGCAUCAAGCGUACCAAGUCGCCGCAAAAGAAGCCUUUUGGUUAA